UGGUUCGUAUUAAAGGGUCAAAAGAGAAACCACGAAAAGAUUGAUUUUUCCCUACACGAAAUUCCAAUUAGUUGGUUGAAAAUUUUUACAGCAUUCACAUCGUAAACGCGCUUAUUUUUUUACGGAAAACAAAAAUAACCCAUAAUUUAAUAAAAAAAAUUUAAUUGUAGAAAUCUAGUUGAAAAGUUAAUUAAAACUAACUGUGCUUAAAAAACUACUGGCUGUUGAAAACAAUUAACAGAAAAAACAUAGAGCGCGUGUGAAAAUAAUUUCAUAACAAAAAUUGAAAAAAGAAAAAUUUAUAAAAAUCAAUUUUGUAUAACAACCAACGAAAAACGCAAUUUUUUUAUAAAACAAUUUUUUACUUAAUUUUAAAAACAUCUUGCUUUUGUUAAAAAAAGAAAAAAUUAAAAUUUUUUAAAUUGGAAAAAUUAUGUAAAAACUAGGGGUUUUCAAACAAAAUUUUCUUCCUCUACUUUUUUUUUUAUCAGAGAAUAAAAAUCUUCAUGGAAGAAGUGUAAUAAAAAAGAAAAACAAGAGAAAUCACCUGAAUUUUUUACAUCACUAAAAGUAACAAAAAAAAAUCAAGCAAGCAAGAAUUCGUUUGAGGAAAAAAAUACAUAAAUAAAAAUUAACAAACCCCCCUUUUUGGAAACCGAAAAAAAAAAAACGGAACUUAACCUAAAAACAAACGAAGAGAGUUUAAAACAGACAAAAAGUGAGCAACAUUAAUAAACAACAAAAACAUUAUUGGGAAGAAGCUAAAAAAUAAAGAACAUACCCAAGCAUAAGAAAUUGUCAACUACCCAACUAAGAAGACAAGCUAAGAAACAAGAGAACGAGGCGGAGGUGGCGGUGUCAGUUUGUUGACGCUACAAUUGUUUUUAAUAAUAGCCCAAAAAAAAACGAAUUUUGAAAACAAGAGCUGAAAAUUAAGACAAACAAACAGUUGUUACUUGUUCCGUAAUACAUACAACUAGAGAACUAACACAUAAACUGAGGAGCUGCAGAAAAACAAGCAAUAGAAAAAUUUCCUUUUUUUAUACAUACAAUCAUAAACAACAGACUACAAAAUGGAUUCUUUAAAAAUAUCAAAAAGUUCUUCAACUUCAUCGACUAAUAACGCCUCAUCGCCCAGCACAAAUAAGCCCACGGCAGGUCAAACCUCCUCCACCCAAACUACAGUGCCCAUAACUGUGCGUUUUAAUGCUGGCGAUGAAUGUAUUGAUGACAUAUUUCAAUCGUUUCAUACAACAAAUACCACUAAUACGUCAGCCACAAAUACAGGAAGUGGCGGAGGAGGUGGUGGCGGCAAUGUAGGUAUUGGUAGUUCCUCAUUAGGUUCUUCUAAUGCUAACAAUGGCACAGGCGCUAGUGGUGGAGGCGGAGAUUCCCUAUCAACCAGUCCUUCACUACAUCAUCAAAAUCCUAUAAAUAAUCCUGAUGAAGUAAAUACCCGUAAUAAUUUUCUACAAGGCAACUUCUUUAAUCGUAAAAGAUCUGGCAGUAUUGAGGGCAUCUCACCGACAUCGGUUGGUCCUAACCUAAUAGCCGCUUUAUCGAGCAGUGAUGCCACUUCGAUUGGUACAUGGCGCAUGAUAAAAGGUAAAGUUUCACAAACAAUUGAAGAUAUAAAAUCAUCUAAAGGUAGUACAACAAAUAUUACUACAUUACAACCCCAAUCAUAUCCAACUAUUAUAAUCAAAGGAGGUGAACCACAGCCAUUUACAGGCUUUGAAUACGAUUCGGAUCAGGAAACAAAAACCUCUUUAAGUGAAGAUUUAUCAGUGGAACAGGACAGACGCAGCUCGGGUGGCAGUGCCAAACAUAAAAGAUCUAGUAAAUUGGAAGACUCUGAUUCGGAAUUUGAAAAUGAAAUAUUGCUAGAAGGUGACUCUGAACAUUCACGUUUACGACGUGGCUUUGCCCAUCUCAAGUCGAAAGUCAAGGCCAAACACGCAGCUCAUCAAGCACAAAAAGCUACACUCUCUACCGCAUCAGUUUCCACACCAGCCAGCCAUUCGGCCAUAGCAGCGGUUAAGAAGGAUACCAGUCCUAGUAGAAGUACCGGUUCAUCGUCCUCAUCGGCUUCUUUGAGAGGCAACUUUUUGAGAAGACGCCGUAAUAAGGGUGUAGAAACAGCCGAACUGGCCUCACCCACCAAUAUGGCAUCGGCUUUAGCGGCCACCGUGGCAGCUAGUGGUGAAAUGGCCGCCGUAGUGCCAGUAGUGGUAAGUGGCAAACCGGCCAAGAAAACCAAGGGCGUUACAGUGGGUAAAAAGGAUAUUGAAAUUGAAUCCGGUGUAGAGAUGUUAGAGGAUAUGAUACCGCCACCCGUUCCACCCACUGAAGAUACUUCACCCGAUUCCAUACCACCAAAACGUGAUGAAUUAGAUUUGCCCUUGCAAACCGAUAACCUUAACACUCCUUCCUACAAGGACUACACUCUGAAAAGUAUUAAAAUGCUGUAUGAAUGCAAUGAUCCUACAAAUACGACUCCCAACGAGUCUCGUCUAUCCUCGGAUAGUGCUGCUUCCAUUACCCAGGCAAAUCCAACUGACAAUAAACAUUCCUUUUGGGACUAUUGGUAUCAACUUGUUAAGCAUGCCAAAUAUUUACCUUGUAUCUCUAUUAUGGGUUUGAUAACGAUUUUCAUUUUACCCUUAAAUGAUUUUAUACGCGGUGUUUUAACUUGUUUGCUCGGCAUAACAAUUGUUGAUGGUCUGUGGAAUUUCAUACAAACGAUUAUUGAACGUUAUGCGAUACAUUUUAAGCCGGAAAAAACUACGUUCCAUAUACCCGACUAUAGUAAAAUGACAAUAUGUGAAGUGCCGGCGGUAAAGGAGUAUAAAACUGUUAAAUCGUAUGGGGGUUGGAUGAAUGAGAUUGAUAGUUAUGAUCCAAAUACAUUCAGUAUUAACAUGGCUAGAUCGGUUUAUAUUAAACUGGAGGGUACAGUAUUACAUAUAUCCACUACAAAUGCUCGCAUACCCAAACGUGUCAUGUGGAAUGAAUUGCCCAUAAAUCGUAAAACUAUUAUAUUCACCACACAUCGUAGUUACGAUUUACUAGGCUGUCGUAUUGAAUUAUUGCCUAUUGGCCUGGCUAGAAAAAGACACUUUAAUCGCAAAUAUCCCAUACAACUCAUAAUAAAAGAUGGUAAAAUGGCCCCAGCAGCCGAUGAUGACGAUGUCGACACCAAACCUUUAAGACGUAGAUUUAGCCGACAUCGCAGCAAGCGUGAAAAGCCAGAGACACGUGAAUUAUCGGAAAAUAGCAACAAAUUAAAUGAAACAGAAACGCAAACACAAGAAUCUGGUGGGGAAAUGGAUUUUGGAGCCACUAUUUUGAAUGCAGAUUUGCAGAAAUUGCAAGAUGACGUAAAUCCUGAUGAGGAUUUAAACAAUAUAACCGUACCAUGUGGUGAUGAAGUUCGUAUAUUAUUAUUUGCCAGAAGUGCCAGGGAAAAAGAAGAUUGGUAUAGACGUUUUGUAGCUGGUAGCACAGGUGAUGUCCAUGAUCAAGAUUUACAUUUGAGUAAUGUAAAACUAAUUAAUUCUAAGGAUUUACAAGCUGCUGCUACUAAAGCGGCUCAAUUAAUAACUAAUCCUAAGCCUAAAGAUAAUGUUGUUACUGGUUCUGGCAAAUCUUCGAUGUCUGAGCAACAAAGAGAAUCGGCCUCAUCCAUUAAUUUUGAAGAUUUAGUUGAUCUUUCUCCUGCUGUUACUGAAAAAGAGGAACAGGAACGUGAUGAUGAAUCUAUAGAAUUUAUGCCAGAUGAUGCUGAAACUAUUGAAGGUCUUUUAAUGUUAGCCAGUGCUGCACGUAAUGACGCCAAUUAUAUUAAAUUUAUGGCUUUAUAUCAGAAAGCUUGUAGACAAUCAAAGAUUCCAGUUUAUAAAGGACAAAUAAUUCAUGAUCCUCUAGACAAGAAAAGCAACAAACGCACAGCUCGCCAUGAAAAUGAACUUUGGAAGGGCAUAGAUCAGUCGUUAUUCUUGGGCCCAUCUGGCAGCGUGGUAUGGGCUAACGUUUUAAUAGGCCGCCUACUAUACAGCACCCUACAAAAUGAACAGCUACUGGAAAAAAUACAAGACAUCUUGCAAAAGAAAUUGAAUUCCAUUAAGCUUCCCAGUUUCAUGGAGGAUGUGGUCAUUAAAAACAUCGACCUUGGUAAUACACCUCCGCUAAUUCAUCGUGUUUCACAGCCCAUGCUCGAUGAACGUGGCAUAUGGCUAGAUAUGGAUUUGACCUAUGAGGGUCAUUGUCAUAUAACGGUUACGACUAAAAUGAAUUUGUUACGUCUUAAACGUCCAAUGCGUAGUAAUCCGCUGUUUGUAGAUGCAAAACUAGAUGCCACCAUACCAAAUCCGCACCUGGCUGCAUCUUUGAAAGAUGAACUUUUGGCAGCCAGUAAAGCAUCACGAGGUGGUAUUAACGAAGCGGAAUUAUUAAUAGAAAGUGCUUUGACAGGUAGUGCUAUAUUUGACAGUGAUGCUGAAAGUACUGGCAGUUCGAGUACUGAAUCCGAUAGUCCUAUUGCUGGUACAAUGGGUGAAAAUCCGAACAGUGUUAGUGAAGGCGCCACAAAUCCGGGCAAUGCCAGACGUAUAUUCAAAUUUGUUGAUCGUAUUGCAACUUCCAACUUUUUCCAAUCAGCUACGGAAUUGUCUUUUGUACAAAAAGCCAUGGAGAAUAUGAGUACUACCAUAACAUUAGGCAUAGAUUUAAGAGGUUUAGUUUCUCGUGUAACAAUAAAUAUACCUCCACCGCCCUCGGAUAGAAUAUGGCUAGCUUUUCGUGCUCCACCACGCCUUUGGCUUACGGCUCGGCCCACUGUGGGUGAUAAAUCGGUUGAUUGGAGCAUUGUUACCAAUGUUAUUGAGGGCAAACUAUGCGAGGCUGUUAAUAAAUACUUAGUAUAUCCCAAUAUGGUCGAUUUGACUGUGCCAUUUUUGGGUAAAUCUGCAGCUUCCGAAUCAUAAGAAUUAAACAAUUUUCUGUAUUUAUUUAUGUUGUUCCAUUCUAUAUGUUUGCCGUCUAUUUAAGGACAAAAUUUACUAUUAUUACUAUUAUUUUUUUUUUUAAAAUUAUUAAAAUAUAUAUACAAACAAUAUAUACAAUUUAUGUAAAUUUCUUUUAACAAAUAUCAAAUGCAAAGAAAUUGUUAACGUAUUUUUCUAACUAAUACUCUCUAAAAAACCAAAAUGGACAAAACAAAAAAUAGUUAAACUAUUUUACAAUUUUAUUCCUUAAAUAUUCCCAUUUUAAGUAUUAAACUAAUAACUAUUAUAAUAUUUAUAUUUAUCGCAGACAACAGAAAAGACAGAAUAGAAAUUAUAAAUUACUACUAUUAUUUAAACAAAAAAUAAAAUAAAUAAACAGUACACUUCUACAUAUAUAUUUUUUUAUACAAUUAUAAUAUUAUAAUUAACUAUAUCAUUUUAUUUUAUAUUUUAUAUAUAAUAUAAAGAAAACAAUUUAUUUAUACUUAUUAUUAUCAGUUUUUUUAUACCAAUUACUCUUAUAAUUAUAUAUUUUUCUAACAUUUUUAGUUUAUAAUUUUUCUUCAUUUAAACAAUGAUAGUGAUAACGUUUUUUGUAUCUGAUACACUCUCUAUACUCAAAAUUGAUUUUUUUUGUGUUUUUUUUUUUAUUUGCCAGCGGCUUUAUUGAAAUAAACUUAAUGUAUUCCUAUUGAUAUCAUUUUUAAGAAAACAACUUAUUCUUGUUUAAGAUUAUUUAAAAUAUUAAAUAAAAAAAAAACAAUUAAAAUUAAA
Calliphora vicina (urban bluebottle blowfly) is the source of this 5780-nucleotide messenger RNA. RefSeq names its product translational regulator orb2-like. The record is from RefSeq and is a predicted model, not a curated record. Gene Ontology annotation, molecular function: lipid binding; mRNA regulatory element binding translation repressor activity; mRNA 3'-UTR binding. Gene Ontology annotation, cellular component: nucleus; neuron projection; endoplasmic reticulum. Bases 1074 to 4985 code for a protein of 1303 amino acids. The transcript has 18 exons. NCBI's taxonomy places the organism in Eukaryota, Metazoa, Arthropoda, Insecta, Diptera, Calliphoridae. Gene Ontology annotation, biological process: negative regulation of cytoplasmic translation.